Molecule: messenger RNA, 3490 nt
Organism: Oncorhynchus masou masou (cherry salmon)
Lineage: Eukaryota; Metazoa; Chordata; Actinopteri; Salmoniformes; Salmonidae
Product: protocadherin-10-like
Exons: 4
Coding region: 1-3006 (1001 amino acids)
Biological process (GO): homophilic cell-cell adhesion
Cellular component (GO): plasma membrane
Molecular function (GO): calcium ion binding
Source: RefSeq, a predicted model, not a curated record
AUGGACCUCCGAGGCGCGAAGAGACGGCUUGGGGGGAUAUGGCAGGUGACAUGCCUAGCUCUCGUCGUAUGUGUCCUGGAUUUAGUUUGGGCUCAGAUUCGUUAUUCAAUCCCUGAGGAACUGGAACAUGGCGCUUUUGUUGGAAACAUAGCCGAGGACUUGGGUUUAGACGUCGAGAGACUCUCCGCGCGCAGGUUCAGGAUUGUUUCAGGCGCAAAAAAGCAAUACUUGGAGGUGAAUUUAGAAAAUGGUAUUUUAUUUGUAAACGAAAUAAUUGAUCGAGAGGAACUAUGUGAACAGAGUCUGUCUUGCUCUUUCCAUUUGCAAGUGGUAAUCGAAAACCCAUUGGAACUGUACAGGGUUGAGGUGGAGAUUUUAGAUGUGAACGAUAACUCACCCAGUUUUCCGUGGAGUGAGUUUAAUUUGGAUAUAUCCGAGUCGGCGGUACCCGGGUCCCGCUUCCCACUAGAGAGCGCGCAGGACUUGGACGUUGGAAGCAACUCGCUCCGCUCUUAUCUGCUGAGUGUGAAUGAACAUUUUGUCCUGGACAUCCAGACGCGUAGUGAUGGCAGUAAGUUUGCGGAGUUGGUCCUGGAGAGCCCCUUGGACAGAGAGCAGCAGAAUACGCACCAGGUGGUGCUGACGGCCGUGGAUGGAGGCUCACCAGAGAGAUCCGGGACAGCGCAAAUCAAUAUAACAGUCCUGGAUGCAAAUGACAACGCGCCCGUGUUCGACCAGUCUUUCUACAGAGUGAGGCUUGUGGAAAACGCACCGAAGGGCACCGUUGUGAUAAAACUAAACGCAUCGGAUUUGGAUGAGGGUCCUAAUGCGGAUAUCACAUACUCUUUCAGCGGGCAUGCUCCCAUAAAAGUGCGCGAGCUUUUCAGUGUGGAUUCGCGCACUGGAGAGAUCAGAGUGAAAGGUGUCGUAGAUUAUGAAAAGGCCAGGAUGCAUGAGAUAUAUGUGCAAGCCAAGGACAAGGGCCCAUCGGCAGUGGCCGUGCACUGUAAAGUUCUAGUCAAUAUCUUAGAUGUGAAUGACAACCUCCCGGAGGUGAUCUUAACAUCAGUGUCCACACCUGUCCAAGAGGACGCACCACCGGGGACUGUGAUCGCUGUCAUCAGCGUCAUGGACAAAGACUCAGGUGAAAAUGGAAAUGUUGACUGUGAAAUUCCACAUCAUGUCCCCUUCCAGCUCCACUCCUCUUUUAAGAACUAUUACACUUUGGUUACAUGUGAUUUUUUGGACAGAGAGACGGUGCCAGAGUACAACAUCACUCUCACAGCAAGAGAUAUGGGCGCACCUCCCUUGUUCACAAGGAAAACUAUUUUAGUUCAAGUGUCAGACAUGAACGACAACACACCCCGAUUCAAGCAGCCAUCAUACACCGUCUAUUUGACAGAGAAUAACGCACCAGGAGCCUCAAUUUGCUCGGUUACUGCCCUGGAUCCAGAUUCAGACCAAAAUGCCUAUCUCUCUUACUCUAUUCUGGAAGGUGAUAUACAUGGGAUGUCCGUGUCCACCUACGUCUCCAUAAACUCAGACAACGGGAAUAUUUACGCAUUGCGUUCUUUUGACCAUGAGCAGCUAAGAAACUUUCAGAUUUUAGUCCAAGCACAAGAUGCCGGGUUUCCACCCCUGAGAACCAAUGUUACCGUAAAUGUCUUUAUUUUAGACCAAAAUGACAAUGCACCAGUCAUAGUAGCACCUCUACCCCAAAACGGCACCGCGGCGACUGAAGUGGUGCCCAGGUCAGUUGAUGCUGGCUAUCUUGUGGCAAAAAUCACUGCGAUGGACGCAGACGCAGGUCAAAACUCGCGUCUGUUCUACCAGGUGCUCCAGGCAAACGACCCGAGCCUGUUUAGCGUCGCUCUGUACACGGGCGAAAUCAGGACGAUUCGCCGAUUUGUGGAAAAAGACCCCAUAAGGCAAAUGCUGGUCAUUCUGGUCAAGGACAACGGUCAGCCACCCCUUUCGGCCACAGUUUCCAUCAUCCUGUCAGUUGUUGACAACGUGCCAGAAUCGCUGCCUGAUUUCGGCGACCUCACACUGAGCCCCCAGUACCGCUCGAACCUCACGCUGUACUUAAUAGUGUCUCUGGGCGUUAUCUCGUUCACGUUUCUGGUGGCUAUUAUCGUCCUGGCAGCGAUAAAGGGAUACAGGGACAGACAUUCCAUUCGGAGGUAUAACUUCUCUCUGAGUGCAUGCUGCGGGUUCCGAUCAGAGGAAUCUACCACUGAUGUGUUCAAGAAGUCCAACUUGAACGUUCAGAUAACCACAGGCACCAAAGGAUCCACGAACUGCGUUGAGGCAAAUGGCAACGGCCCCCUUUCUCAGCCAUACUGCUACAAGAUGUGUCUGACCCCGGAAUCAUCCAAGAGCGAUUUCAUGUUCCUAAAGUCAUGCAGUCCGAUGAAUGCGACUCCACAGAAGAAUAAUGCCAAGGGCGCAGACUACCCCAAAUCGGGUUGGAGCGCACAGGACUCCCGCAGCCUGAUAGUGAACAACGGAGCAACUAUUCCGAACCAGCUCAAGCAAGCGAACAUGGACUGGACAUUGACGAAAAAUCGACGGAAUUCAGCACACAAAAGCUUUAGCUCCAUGGAGAGGACCUUCCCACGUAGACCCAGGACGGACCCUGAUGGCUUCUCCUGCCCGGUGGCACCACAGUACUAUACCUGGGGUAGUCAUAUGCGUGAAUACAAGAUGUCCUCCCAGGUUGAAGGGAUUGGAGGGGUUGGAAGUGUAGGAAGGGUUCCAAACCGUUCGUGGACUCCGAGCUACACCCAGCCUCCAUCUGCACAGCCACCACCUGACUACCAGCACAACGUCUACAUUCCUGGCACACCGUCUGGGUACUGCACUCUGAAGCCUGCACCCAGGGGGGAACUGGAUGUCUACAACUCAUUCUCUACGUUUGGAAAGAAUAAGAGGUUCAUCUCUAGCUAUGACUCGAGCUUUGACCAGAGAGGGGACAACCUGAUAAACAAGGACUUUUUUAAAUGAAUAUAUUAGAAGACACUGUGCAUACAAUUUAAUACACACUUCCGUGGAUGUUCAUUAACUAUUAAUAGAAUCAACCCAUAUAGUAUAAACCUCUGUGCACAAGGAAAAUUAAAAUAGUUUAGUAUAUUUGAAUCCAUGCUUCAAACACAUAACUUAAUACUUUACAGCAUAUUAUUUUCUCUCAAUACAGCAGUGUCAUAAUUAUCUAUUUUCAUUUGUAUCAUGUACAGUCCUAGUUGAUAAUGAUGAUGAGAUUGUGCAGAUAUAAGGGCAAUUGUAGCCACUUGUGGGGAUAAUGAGGAAAAUGAUCUGAGGAUAUCUGUUCCCAGCAGUUAUAGCAAAUUCUCCAAAUGCCUUGAGGGUUGCGUUGUGAAGAUUGUGCACGGCAUUCUGUUAGGCAGUAAUUUACAAGCAUGUAUAUCACAUUGUUGUACUUUAUUCCUUCAUGUUUGACCCAUUUGGCUUCUUAAACACGUUUAUAUGU